Molecule: messenger RNA, 1671 nt
Organism: Urocitellus parryii (Arctic ground squirrel)
Lineage: Eukaryota; Metazoa; Chordata; Mammalia; Rodentia; Sciuridae
Product: methylthioribose-1-phosphate isomerase
Molecular function (GO): S-methyl-5-thioribose-1-phosphate isomerase activity
Source: RefSeq, a predicted model, not a curated record
GCGGCGGUGACGGUGGCGGCGGAGCCAUGCCGCUGGAGGCCAUCCGCUACUCGCGGGGCUCGCUGCAGAUCCUCGACCAGCUGCUACUGCCCCAGCAGAGCCGCUAUGAGGCGGUGGGCUCGGUGACGCAGGCCUGGGAGGCCAUCCGCGCCAUGAAGGUGCGGGGCGCCCCGGCCAUCGCCCUGGUGGGCUGCCUCAGCCUCGCCGUGGAGCUCCAGACGGGCGCCGGGGGGCCGGGUCUUGCCCCUUUGGUGGACUUCGUGCGCGACAGGCUGAGCUUCCUCGUGACCGCCCGGCCCACCGCUGUCAACAUGGCCCGCGCUGCUCACGACCUGGCGGACGCCGCAACUCAGGAGGCGGAGCAAGAGGGCGCCACCGAGGAGGCGGUCCGGGAGAGAGUCAUCCGCUGCGCCGAGGACAUGCUGGAGAAAGACCUCAGAGACAACCGGAGCAUCGGGGACCUGGGAGCCCACCACAUCCUGGAGCGGGCAGCCCCUGGGGGGGGCAAGGUGACCGUGCUGACCCACUGCAACACUGGGGCACUGGCCACUGCUGGCUACGGCACGGCCCUAGGUGUGAUUCGCUCCCUGUACAACCUGGGCCGCCUGGAGCGCACCUUCUGCACAGAGACGCGGCCCUACAACCAGGGAGCCCGGCUGACAGCCUUUGAGCUGGUUUAUGAGCACAUCCCCGCCACCCUCAUCACCGACAGCAUGGCGGCCGCCGCCAUGGCGCACCGGGGAGUGUCAGCCGUUGUCGUGGGAGCCGACCGCGUGGUCGCCAACGGUGACACAGCCAACAAAGUGGGCACCUACCAGCUGGCCAUUGCCGCCAAGCACCACGGCAUCCCCUUCUACGUGGCCGCCCCCAGCUCCUCGUGCGACCUCCACCUGCAGACGGGCCAGGAGAUCGUCAUUGAGGAGCGGCCCGGCCAGGAGCUGACUGACGUCAACGGGGUCAGGAUCGCAGCACCCGGAAUUGAGGUUUGGAACCCGGCCUUUGACGUCACCCCCCAUGACCUCAUCACGGGCGGCAUCGUCACCGAGCUGGGUGUCUUCGCCCCGGCCGAGCUCCGGACGGCCCUGAGCACCUCGGUCUCCUAGCGGAGGGACCCCAGACGGACCGGAUGGAACCACCUCAGCCUUCUACCUUGCCCAUGUCUCUCAGGUUUUAUAAUAAAUUGAUCGAGUGGCCUACCCAAAACUGACCUUCCCCCGGUUCUCUCUAGAGCAGGGAGAGCGGUCAGGGCCUUGCACAGCUCUUCAGAACCCAGCAGCAGGCUGGGGUGGUGGCUCAGUGGUAGAGCACCUGCCUAGCAUGUGCGAGGCACUGGGUUCGAUUCUCAGCACCACAUAUAAAUAAAUAAAAUAACGGUCCAUUGACAACUAAAAGAUAUUUUAAAAAAGAACCCAGGAGCUGCAACUAAGCUGCCCAAUUUCAAAUCCCAGCUCUAUCUCUUUCUCCACUGUGUUAUCUUGGGCAAGUCGCUUCACCUCUCUGUGCCUUUCCUCAAUUAUAAGAUGGGGCUGAUACUAGUACCUCCCUUAAGUAAGUAGCGUAACACCUACUUACUUAAACGACUCCCCAAAACCUUAGUAAUUAAGAGAAAUAAUAUUUUAAUACAAUUUUUUUCUUUUUCUUUUUUCUUUUUUUUCGGGGGGGAUAGGUACC